AGCAUCCGUCCCUCCAGCUCAGCCUGUUAUCCUGCAAGUUGAUCAUUACUGAAACACCUAUAGAAGAAGAAGAAAUGAUGAGUUUCUUGUGGUUCCUUAUCAUGCUGUUUGUUUGGUCAGGCCUAAAGGCAAAGGAUCUCAGUACAGAAAAAACAAGAAUUGGGAGAGCUGGAGAAGAUAUCACUAUUCUGUGCAACUAUGACAGAACCAGAUUUGCAUUCUACGAUAAAUUUUGGUGCCGCGGUGAAUGGAAAAGUAAUUGUGAAGUUCUUUGUGAGAGUAAAUCAUCAGUAAAUAAAUGCCAUGACAAGCGAAUGAGUAUUGCAGAUAACAAAAAUGGAAAACUUGUCAUAACUAUGAGAAACCUUGUACUAGAAGAUGGAGGAACUUACUGGUGUGGAAUUAAAAAAACAUAUGGGAAUCCUAUGAUAUUGGUAAAUCUUCAAAUCGUGGAUGAUGAGAAGCAAUACAAUUGUUCCUUCAGCACCUCUGCUGCAACCACUGCUACAACUACUCACGUUGCAGUUACCUCAGAGACUACUACCCAGUGUUCAUCUGACUUUAUUUCAAGACUUUUCAGCAAUGAAUGGAAUCAUUGGCGAUGGAUUUUCUUUCUGGUGAUGACUUUUACUCUAUUACUGAUCUGUGUAGUCUUAAAAAGUAAAUUUGAAGCAUCACCCAGACAGGAUACUUCCUUUCCUCUCAUGAUGAUAAUGAGAGAUCACAUGCCUCUUCUUCACAGCAAAAAUGUUAUAACAUGAACAGAGUUGAGAAAAAGACCUUAAUCCUAACUUCUACA
Bufo gargarizans (Asiatic toad) is the source of this 799-nucleotide messenger RNA. RefSeq names its product CMRF35-like molecule 3. The record is from RefSeq and is a predicted model, not a curated record. The coding region runs from base 75 to 761 and encodes 228 amino acids. Lineage: Eukaryota; Metazoa; Chordata; Amphibia; Anura; Bufonidae. The transcript has 5 exons.